Molecule: messenger RNA, 306 nt
Organism: Colletotrichum karsti
Lineage: Eukaryota; Fungi; Ascomycota; Sordariomycetes; Glomerellales; Glomerellaceae
Product: LSM domain-containing protein
Exons: 4
Coding region: 1-306 (101 amino acids)
Biological process (GO): spliceosomal snRNP assembly; mRNA splicing, via spliceosome
Cellular component (GO): P granule; precatalytic spliceosome; U2 snRNP
Molecular function (GO): RNA binding
Source: RefSeq, a predicted model, not a curated record
AUGGCGCCCGCACAGCCCGAGUUGAAGAAGGUACGGAGACCCAUUUUCCUGACGGACAUUCCCGAGUCGCCAGACUUGUAUGAUUACCUCGACAAGAGGCUUUUCGUCCAACUGAACGGCAGCCGCAAGGUUAUUGGUGUCCUCCGUGGUUACGAUGUCUUCCUGAACAUUGUCCUGGACGAGGCGGUCGAGGAGAAGGAGGGCGGCGAGAAGGUCCGGUUAGGCAUGGUUGUCAUCCGCGGCAACUCGGUCGUCAUGUUGGAGGCCCUCGAGAGAAUUGGCGGCGACGAGCGCCACCAGCGGUAA